This is a messenger RNA of Nicotiana attenuata, 1689 nucleotides long. RefSeq lists its product as uncharacterized. Bases 146 to 1300 code for a protein of 384 amino acids. The transcript is spliced from 5 exons. Gene Ontology annotation, biological process: response to abscisic acid. Lineage: Eukaryota; Viridiplantae; Streptophyta; Magnoliopsida; Solanales; Solanaceae. The record is from RefSeq and is a predicted model, not a curated record.
UAACUUUAACUACCGUUGAGUUUAGUUCUUAAAUUUUCUCAUUUGCAAGAAAAGCUGAAAAAAACCCAGGCAGAACGAAUAAACAGACAAACUAUAGGAAGAUUUCAAGACAGGAAUUUAAAAGCAUUCUCGUACAAAGAUACAAAUGGCUCAACUUGAUCCAUUACAAAAAAUUUCGCAGACAUCCAAAACUCCCAAGUCCAAUUCACCAACUUUUGAACAACUUCUACAAGGAAAUGAAAGGAGUUGGUCAACAAAUACCUCCCCAACAGCUUAUGAUCAAGAAGAAUAUACACCAACUCAUGGCAAGAAAUCAGUUAUCACCAAAGUGAAGGAAAAAGCAAAGAAACUCAAAUACAGUUUAAGUGGCAAGAAGAAGCUGCAUGAAAAUGAUGUCCACAACCACGACGAUAACAGUACACCUUCAUGGGGCCCUACUUUGGAUGAUGAAGAUGAAGAAGAAGAAGAAGAUGAAGAUCCUGAAUAUCUUGGUGCUCCAAUGUAUGAAUCAGAACUGGCACCUGAGGCUUAUAAAGAAGCAGCACGACAACACCCACGAGCAGAUCCAGUGGUAUCCGAGAAGCAUGCUGUUCCGACCAGCAUCAAACAUGAGUUUAUUGAACAAGACAAUAUGGAGAAAUUACCUGAUAGCCCCAGUAAAACCAUAACAGAAACUGUAACAGAGAAGUUAGCACCAGCUUAUGCUGCAGUCUCUGAUGCAACCCACGCUAUUGCUUCAAAAAUUUCAGGCCUCACUCUAACAAAUAGCAACGAGCAAGAAUCUGGGAACGAGCAAGCAGCGCCAAAAACUGGUCAUUUUGCUGAGAGUAAUGUGAAUGCUAGUGGUAUUAGCAGCCCAGGAAAAUGGGACAAAGGUGUUUCAGUAAAAGAGUACUUUGUAGAAAAAUUUGAACCUGGUGAAGGCGAGAGAUCACUUUCUCAAAUCAUAACUGAGGCUAUGAGCCCUAGGCAAGCAGCUUCUGGUGAUAAAGGUAUAGUGGAGAAGAUGAAGGGUGCUGUAACGUCAUUUAUUCGGCCUGACGAUUCCCCUAAAUCAACGGAAAAUAGCAUCAAAUCAUCAUCAGCUCCCAACAAUCCCAUUUCUACAAAUGCUACUUUGUCUCCUAAAUGUCCUAGCUUAUCUUCUAAGAACAUCGUUAUCUCUACUAAUGAUAAUUUGCUUCAAGAUAAUCCCAUCGCUAUGCCUCAUAAGAGUCCCAUUUCCACUACCAACGAAACUGCAGCAUCAUUAUCCCAUUUUCCUGAGUUCCACAGUGCAAGCUCAUCACCUCUCAACUAGUGUUCACGAAGUUGUUGAGGAACAAAGCCAUGGAAGACUUCUCCAACCUAAUUAACAGAAGAUUGGUUACAUACAUCUCGAAAUAAAGAAUCAAUCUACUGAUUCCGUUUUUUGUGUUAGUGAUAAGCAUAAUUAAAUAAAGAAAGAGCAUCUGUAGCAUUUUGUUUUGAUUUUUAGAUACGUCGCUGCUAUAUCAGCGACAAGUUCUUUUUUUAGUAGUGUCAACAAAUCUUUUCUUAAUUAUAUACAGCUGAUCGCAAAUUUGUUUGGGACUGAGGCUUAGUAAUAGUAGUAGACGUUGUUGUUGUUGUCAACAAAAUUCAUUUUGAAGAGUUGUAUCGAGUCAUGAAGAACAUUCUUAGUAUGAAUGAUUUAUAAUUGCUGUGCCA